AUAUAUAAUACUUAUCUAUGCGGCCCACAUCCGCGCGUAAAACGUAAAGAUUUCUGUACGUGUUGUUUGCGUGAACCCGGAUCCCUUUAAGUUGACGUUUUACGAUUCGUGAUUUAUAAAUUCAUUCAAAACGUUAGAUUAGGUUAGCUAUCGUUCGCUAAGUACAUAACAUUACAUUCGGUAUUACUAGUUCCAGGUUGUAAUGGCCGACGUUUUAGACUUGAACGCUGAAGAUUUCGUGGAAGAGGAUGAUGAGGGAGUCUCAAAACUUAAAGAUAAAGCCAGGAGAAGGAAAGGACGUGGAUUUGAUGAAAAAUCUAAAAGAGAUGAUAUUAAAGAUGAAGCUAUGGAAUUUGAUUCUGUCGAUCAAAAUGAUGACGAGGGCCCUGGACCACAAAGAUCUGUUGAAGGUUGGAUUUUGUUCAUUUCUUCUUUACAUGAAGAAGCACAAGAAGAUGAUUUACAUGAUAAAUUUGCUGAGUUUGGAAAAAUUAAAAAUUUACAUUUAAACUUGGACCGUAGAACUGGAUUUUUAAAAGGAUAUGCAUUAGUUGAAUAUGAGUCAUAUAAGGAAGCAUCUCGAGCACGCGAAGGACUUAAUAAUACAGAUAUUUUGGGACAGCAAAUAAGUGUAGAUUGGUGCUUCGUGAAAGGACCAAAAAGGAUUAAAAAAUCAAGACGCCGAAUGGCUAAUUAUUAACAAAGAAAUUGAAACUCAAGAUAUGUAAAAAAAAACAUACUCUUUAAUUAAGUUCUUUUUUUGUAAUACAUUUAAUACUAUAAACAAUUUUUUCAUGACUUAUAUUUUAAAAAAAUAAAAGUGUUUUAAUUUAUG
Molecule: messenger RNA, 835 nt
Organism: Acyrthosiphon pisum (pea aphid)
Lineage: Eukaryota; Metazoa; Arthropoda; Insecta; Hemiptera; Aphididae
Product: RNA-binding protein 8A-like
Biological process (GO): RNA processing
Cellular component (GO): cytoplasm; nucleus
Molecular function (GO): mRNA binding
Source: RefSeq, marked provisional